Messenger RNA from Hemibagrus wyckioides, 6450 nucleotides. It is a transcript of the gene prr36a, whose product is annotated as proline rich 36a. The record is from RefSeq and is a predicted model, not a curated record. Bases 238 to 4740 code for a protein of 1500 amino acids. The transcript is spliced from 7 exons. Lineage: Eukaryota; Metazoa; Chordata; Actinopteri; Siluriformes; Bagridae.
CUAGUUUAUAAAUGGGGACACCAGGGGUAGCUCGGUGAAAUCAGGCUAACGGCGGUAGCGCGUGCAGUAACAAGGUAACAGGCGCGUUUAGAAAUUUGGCGCUUUCCGCGUGCGCUCCUUUUGACGUGUGAAGAGGAGAAGACGGCCUAAGAACAGCUGAUCCCGAAUUAAGUGUAUACAGCCCUGAAUCCAGACUGACAACUGGAGUAUACAAAAAGUUGCCAGGCACCAACUGAGAUGAAACCUGAUGGGGUUGCUACAACUCCGGCUGAGCCAGGAGAAGAUGUAGUGGAGCCUGUUCCUGAAGUAGCUGCCAGUGAGGAGCAGGUCCAACAAGACUCCAGCCCAACAUCUUCACAGCUUGAGAAGGUUGAAAAUGAAGGUGAGCAGGAUGGAGCUACCUCAGCACCGCCUCUGCCUGGAAAAGAGGUUAAUGGGAAAUUUUCAAAACCUAAGGUCAAGACUACAGCCCCAAUGAAGACCAAGCCUAGUACAGCAGGCACUAAAGCAACGACCACAACAGGUGCCUCGUCUCGUCCUCCUACAGCUCAAAGCCGAGUGGGAAAUGGUGUUAUGAAGACGGUCUCGAAUGGUGCAAGCAAGAAACCUAUGACUAUGAACUCUGAGAUGAAGAAAAGUGCCCCUGUUGGAGUAUCCUCUCAAGUCAAAAAAGGGCCCGCUGCUACAACUGUAGCGCCAAGGACACAGGUGAAGGCAGCUGAGCGAAAAGCUGUUGGGUCUGCCAGGCCAGUACCCUCCACAAGCAGUGGGGCAAGAAAAACUGGAGCAGCAACCUCGCAAGCAUUGAACAGUAAGCCGGUCACAGGAGGCAGCAAUGCUACAGUUAAACCCAAGACCACAGCACCCAGGCCUACUACUGCACCUGCUGCCAAAGCCCCUGUCUCAUCUGCUCCCAAAGCCACCACUGUUCCUAAGACGACCAGGCCUACUGUAGCAACUUCUCGUCCUACCACUUCUUCAGCCCCAGUUAGACCAACAACCACUGCUAGUAAAUCUACAGCCUUAAGAACAACUGUCUCUGCUCCCUCUGGUGCCAACUCUGCAUCAUCACAACCUUCCAAGCUCUCCACUACUGUAGCAGCUAAAAAAGAAAUGAAAACCGCCACCAGUGCAGCGGCCAGAAAACCGUUAACCACUGCCCCUACAUGCUCUACAGCUGCAAAGGCCUCCAAACCUGAACCCCCUAAACCUGCAGCAACUGUCAAACGAUUGGCUACAGACACUAGAACAUCUCAACAAAAAAUCGAUAAAGUACAAGUAACCACACGGAAGAUCCCACCAAGUCCCCGAAACAUUUCCUCACGCACUGCUUCAGGUAGAACGGCUGCAGAGUUCAGUAAUCACAAGCAGGUAGUAAGUAAUAAUCUAGCCCCUGGGAAAUGUCAAACAGCCAAACCAACGCAGUCUGUUUUGCCAUUAGUCAUCAAAGCGAAGCCUUCAGAAGAACAGUCAUCGGAGCCUGUGGAACCCUCUGCUAUUAUAGAAACAGCUGCAGCCAUGGCACCUGUAGAAUCUGUGAUGGAAGCACAAGAUGCUUCAGUUGACCUAGCACAGCCUGAUCAACAGGCCAGUGCACUUGAAGAUCAGGGAGAAGGGGUGCAAGUACUUGCCCCAGAGCCUACAAAUGUGGACAUCAUUUCCACCACAGAGACAACAGAUGCUGAGCCACUAGCUAUACAGUCAGUAGCCAAUGUACCUGUACUUGAAACCUCUAAUUCUCCAACUGUUGUACUAGAAUCUGAAAAUGUUCAUGACGAUGUUUUGGUUGUAGCACAUGGAAUGAAUGAACAAGAACAUGUGACUGUUUCACCAUCUGAGGUUCCAAUUACUGCCCAAGAGCCUCCUAAAGACUUGGAGGUUGUUGAGAAACAAGAGCAGAUAAUUUGCAAUUUUGAAGAAGAAGAGGAAGACGAGAGGGAGGGCAGUCAGCAGGUAUCUGUGUCCGACAUGAGUGGUACACAGCCUACUGAAGAGUCCAGGCCCGGUUCAGCUGGUCUGGCUGGCUCUUUAUGGCGAGCAGGGGGCCUGCCCUCAGAAUUUGACUCUGAGGAUGUAAGCUGUAGCCAGCAAGGGGCCUCAGAGCUUAGUGCCCCUGGUGUUUUAGAAGGCACUGAAAGUAUGGAUGAUCUAGGUGAGGCUAGCCUGAAAGGUGCUGAUGGAGAAGGUGCAUCAGCUGGAUCUCCAGACUUUGAGAAAUUCCCCGACAUUCCGGUCAACGAAGAUGAUGACGACGAAGAUGACGAUGAUGAAGAUGAUUAUGACCGUGUUGAUGAUAUGGACGUUGGAUCAGAAAUGACAGAAGAUCCACACCGGCAGUGCAAUGACAAUGACGAUGAGGAUGAAGAUGUUGAGAUGGCAAGUGAGGGUGUCACAGAGAGUGGCCUUGAAAGUUAUGGAAAUGCAGAUGAAGAUGACUUGGCAGAAGACUACAGAUUGGAUAACCUGAACCGUAUGCAACCUUCAUCCAUUGUUCCAGCCCUUUCUUCACCAAAUCCUUUUGCUGAUGCCUGGAUGCAAUCACUUCAACCAGAUCCUAUGCUUGUCUCCAGUCCAUCUUCCAACCCUUGGCAAACAUACUCAGAAUUGCCAAACCAACCUGCUGCUCAAUCCUGUUUGGAUAUCGAAGGUGCUAAAACAGAUCCGUCUUCUCCUCAGUCUCCAGCUGUUAUGGAUCCUGCUCCAAACUCAACUCGGCCUUCCUCAGAACCGGCUGCAGAGAUGGACAUGGGCCGCAAACAAGACUUGGCAUCUGAUUCCCAACUCAUUUCUCAGUCUAGCACUCUGCCUGACUCAGAACCAGCCAUCCAUACUCGCAGUGGUGCGAGCACACCCGAGGAGCCAAAAGAUUACAGUAUAAGCCCUGGACUAGAGAACCAAAAACAACCCUUACCAGUCAGCCCAGAUCACGUUGCUUUGCCAGACAUUAUGCAGGAUCUAGGAAGUUGUAGAUCUGAUCAUGUAGGGUCUGAACAUGAAGAGGAAGAACCUGAGACUCUGCCUGCAGAUGAGAUGUUGGCAGGUCUCUCAACAGCAUUGACUUCUGCACCAUCAUCCCAUUCUUCUACCACAGGGGAUGUAGUUAGUGACACAGAAGGGGACAUGCAGAUGAGUGACCCUACUGAACCUGCUUCCACAGGAAAUGCACUUGUGUGCUUUGAUGGCACACAAGUUGCUCACAGCCUGUCAGCCUUGGUGGAGGAAUGUGAGGAGGCUUGUGCCGAGCUGGAUGGAGGUGGUGGUGGUAGUGACACUCCUCAGUCUGCCACUUCAGCUGCCUCCUAUGGUUUUGAGUGUACCACCUCUAACUCUAAUGCCCAGUCUACGACAGAGAGCUGCAUUAAAAGCCCAGGCAUUUUUUCUCUGGAAAACGAAGAACAGCUUCCAGAUGAGGCCAAAGAUCCAUCACUUAUUAAGGAGCUGAACCUUGCACCUGCUGGUGCUCCUGGAGAUGCUGACCUCCUUGACCAGCAAGAAGAGGCUCAGCUGAACUCAGAGCAGCAGUACAUGCUUUCUGGGAAGGCCAGUGAGGAGUUGCCAGAGACUUACUCACUAAGUGGUACUGUCCCCAUUGAGACAUGCUUGGAUAGUUCUUCCUCCUCCGAGCCCCAACAAGAUUUGGAUCUUGAUGCACCACAUUCCUACUACUCCACAAUAUGCGAAAAGACUGAUAGCUUCUUGACAGGAAGUGACCUCUGUGUUCAGCAGCAAGACAAGGUGCCCACGGUCAGCGCAAGACCACCCAAGCCCCAUUUUGGAUUACGUGUGGAUCACGUGACCCGUCUGCCUACUGAUCUUCCUCCGAGGAUGCCGAAUGUGGGGUGUAACGCCCAACUCCGUCGUCUAGAACAACAUCAGCAGCAACUUGAGGAGAUUGAACAGCGACGGGAACAACAUAUCCAAAGUGCUGAGAGACAAGUGGAGAAAAGUGCUGAGAGAAACAGGGGGGGAGAAGUGGAGUGGGAGGUUGAACAGAAGAACAGGGAGGAGAAAGAGAGGGAAUUGGAAGAACAGAAGAGGGAUCUGCUUCACCUGCAAAUUCAUCAGCAGCAGCAGGAGCUGAAGCAAAGGCAGCAGAUCAUGCAGUGGCAACAAGAGCUGGAACAACAGAAACAACAAAGUAAGCACCAGAAAAAUGUAAGUACAGUAGUUCUUUCCCCUUCUGGGCUUUGCACUAUCUAUGAGGCACUAGAGACAAGUGAUGCCGAGGAAGACGAAAUGGAAGAGAAAGAAAUGGUGCUGAAAUUAAAGGUAGAGCAUGAAUUUUCUCCCAAAGAGAGAAGCAGCAUCCCAGAGGCAGGCUCCAGUUCAGAUAACCCAGAUUCUCCACAAUCGCAGAACACAUCGCCAUCUCCGAAUCCCGUUCAUGAUCAUGAAGGGUUAACUCAUUCUAUGACCUCAGACAGCCCUCCUCUCUCCGGAACCUGCUCUGCCCAGCAGCUUUCUUCUCUGGAGCUUGACUGGGGCAAGAAAGCCGACAUUGUCCAGCAGCUGAUUAACCAGACGUUGUUACUAAAUGGGGACAACUGCUCCCCCCUUUUGCUCCUCCCUGGUGGGGCUGCUGGGACAUUGAGCCCACUGGAGACGAGCCUGUGGCCCAACCUUCCCCCGCUUACUCCAACUACUGCCACAGUGACUUCUGUUAGCAGCUACUCGGCUGAGCUUUCUGGGAGUUCUCCAAAAGGAGAAUGGACAGUAGUGGAGCUCGAGACUCAUCAUUAAGGCCUACUGUUGGGGUAGGUAGACUAGACUAAAAAGGUAAUAAGGGCAGCUGUAGGGUGUAGAGGAUAUAAAUGAGAAUCAUGGGAUCCUAUUUUUAUUUAGCUAAAAAAAAACAAAAAAGAAUUUUACAGAACCAUAAAUUGUUACACCCCAAGUUAUUCAUUUUAAAACUGUUAGUGUUGGUCACAAUGCUGUAAUUUCUUCCUCUUCCUUAUGUCUCCACCUAAUCCUACUGGAUGGCCAAGAAUUGACCGCACUGAGUCACAGUAUAUUAUGGUAAUUCAUUCUGUACACUCCCCUGCCUCUGCCAGUCAGCCAUGCCAUAUCACACCAGCUCUCAGCGAGCCAUGAUUAGUUUAUUGCAAGUGUCUGGCUGUCUUUUCCUUAGACACUUCAUCAUUUAGCUAGGUGGAACAGAGAAGAAGGCACUACUUGCCUCUUUUAAAGACUGUUCUUGAUGGCUUGCAUGAAAGAAUGAUGGCACUAUUAAGCAUGAAAGCUAAUUGAAGCAGUCCAAAAAUUAAUAGCGCAAUAACUGGUAAAGCAACUGAUGAAUUAUUUGAAGUAGUCAAAUAGUAGUCUUGAGGUUGCUGUCUCCAUAUACUAGAUAACCGGUCACAGUAUGAAGGAAUAAAAAGCAUCAGCAAUACAUGGAACACAAAGCUUUUUUUAGUAUAUCGAUGCUAAUGGGGAAAGUUUACAGGAAAUGUUAAGAUGAGUACUCUUUCAGUAGACAGAUUAGCAUCAUGUAAUUUCACAAAUUCUAAUGAAGGAUCAGCAAAGCUAGCUCACUUCUUUUGGGUGGGGGGGGGGGAGUGGGAAGGUGCCACUUAAUAUUUCUGAAAUGAAAAUUUGAUUAUGGUAAGUAUUUUGCUGAGCACAGUUUGAUACAAAAAUGUACGUGUACUACUUGAACGAUUCACCUUGAACUGUUCAGAUGCAGUGAUGCACCAAACACUACUGAAAGCCAUAUUUAAUCCCUCUUCGUGCCUCAUAAAUGUUUCCGAAUCCAGGACCAUCAUUUUAUCUUGUGUGAACGGAUUUUUGUCAUCUUGUACAUCAUUCUACAUUGUAACUGUACAUGUCAAAGAUGUCUUGGCAGUUCAUCUUAUACUGCCCCAUGUGUUGUAUUUGUAUUUUGUGAAUUUUUGUUUCCCAAGAUUUGUGGUCAUUGUGCAUGUAUGUGGAACAACCACUUAUGUAAUUUAGAUACGUUUUGUCUGGCUAGUCUAUUAAAAAAAAACCUAUACUUGUCCCACAAGCUCAAAAGGAAUGCUUCAAAAAAUUUGGGUAAACUAUAAAGAAUUGUUGUAACCCUUGACAAUGCAUGCUCAAUUUAAUGGGUCACAUCUGUGAGAUUUCCCAUAAAAGUACAUUUAAAUUGAAGUGUUUACUUGUCUAGGUAUUCGUAGAAACCCUUACAUUUUGUACGUCUUGGUUUGUUUUUUAAUUUAUGUUCAAGAUUAAUAGUUUAGUCACUGAAGUCCAUAAUCAGGGAAUCAAGACUCCAGGUAUACUCAGACCCAUAGUACUGUCACGGUCAUCACUAUGUGGAAUAAAAUUUCAUGUCUUGAUGCCGGCUUUUUGUCAGGAUUAGUGUACACACUGGACUUGUCCAUGUUUGUUUAAUAAUUUCAAUGUAAAUAACAAUCGGGGAUCAAGGAAAGACAAAAGGGAUCAGAAUUAUUAAAUGAACUCCAAAAAAAAAAA